UUCAGCUAGCGCGGGUUAGCGGGAAAAGUGUUACGUCUACGGAUUUGUUGUGUAGUUUGUUUUUGGUUUUUUGAUUGUGAAUUGUUACCUUUAGAAAAAUGCCUUCAAUACAGUUAAGGCACUGUGUUAUACUUUUAUUAAUAUGAACUAUUGUGACUAUUCAUAAGUAACAAGACAAACAAGCCAUGGGUAUUCAAGGUCUUAUCCCAUUCUUAGAGAAAGCUUCAAGGAAAGUAAAUGUUGGCCAGUACUCAGGCUGUACGGUUGCCUUAGAUGCCUACUGCUGGCUGCACAAGGGUACCUUCAGCUGUGCAGACAAGCUUGCCCGGGGAGACAAAACUGAUGCGUAUGUAACUUAUUGUAUGAAGUAUGUAAACAUGUUGCUUUCCCACAACAUCAAACCAAUCUUGGUCUUCGACGGACGUCACCUCCCAGCAAAAGCAGACACAGAGAAAAAAAGAAGACAGAACCGUGAGAUGAACAAGCGGCGAGCAGCCGAGCUGCUACGUCAGGACAAGCCUAACGAGGCCCGCACAUUCCUCCAGCGCUGUGUCGAUGUAACUCACACAAUGGCCGUAGAACUGAUGCGAGAAUGUCGCGCACGUAAUGUGGACUGCAUCACUGCACCAUACGAGGCUGAUGCGCAGCUCGCUUACCUCAACCUUGCAGGGAUCGCUCACAUCAUUAUCACUGAGGACUCGGACCUGCUGCUCUUCGGCUGUACUAAGGUAAUAUUCAAGUUGGACCUAAGCGGUAACGGCCUGCUGGUAGAACAGGAGAGACUACACCUGGCGAUGGGCAUCAGUCCAAGCAGUUUCAGUCUGGACAGGUUCCGGCACAUGUGUAUCCUCUCCGGAUGUGACUAUCUGCCUUCUCUACCCAAAAUUGGUUUGGGCAAGGCUUGCCGCUUCAUCAAGAGCACAGUUGACCCCGACAUACACAGGGCUCUGUCACGUCUGGGAGGCCACUUGAACAUGAAUAUUGUGGUACCACUGGAGUACAGAGAUAAGUUCAUGGAGGCCGAUGCAAUGUUCCGUCACCAGCCUGUGUUCGACCCCCUGCGGAAGAAGCUUGUUCCACUGACCCCUCCGGCACCAGGAGCUCCCCCACCUCCCCUGCUCUCCCAGGAGCCACUAGAUGAAACGCAACUGCUACAGCUCGCAUUGGGUAAUCUCGACCCCUUCACUCUGACUAAAGUCGAUGACUGGAGCCCUGACAAACCCAUGAAGGCCGAGGGCCGCAGCAAUGGCUGGAACGCGAGGCUGAUCGCCCCGCACAAGAGUAUCUGGUCGGCAGACUACAAGCCUCAGCCAGUGGUGACCCAGCAGCCUGACCCUUGUCAGGUCACGAGGUCAUCCACCUCUGGGAGGAUCGUGGAGAAGAGUGUGGAGAUCCCAAAGUUGUCGGCUAAGCGUCCAUCUCAGACUACAGAAGAAGAGUUGAACUCAAUACGCUCCCAAUUUGGGAUUUCUCCUCAACCGACCAAGAAGCCUCGCCAAAAUGCCGAAGAUAUCCUGGAUCUCUUGGACAAGACGGACCACACACCUCCAAGGUCAGAUGAGACUCAAUCCCAGCUGUUGGAAUCACCAAGGAAGACAAACCCGAAUCCAUUCACUAAGACAACACCCUCUAGUGCCAAUAAGUUCAGCGGAUUGUCAAAACUAGCUCAGUUCAGGCGGACUCCUGUCAGUGGAUCAAAUGUACAGAGCAGAUAUUUUAAUAGUCAGCCUGUCAAAAAUAUUAAUGAAAAUGAAUCCAAGACAAACACCCUUAAAGAUCUCAGUAACGUUUUAGAGAAUCAGGUGCCAGAAACUGGCAAAAUGCAUAUUGCGAACCAUGUAGAAAAACUUUCUGAUGGAAAAAUCAGUUCCUUGAUUGAAGACUCGAGCGAAGAUAUCAAGGAGGAAAGAAGUGAUUUAGGCCAAACAGAUGGAAAAGAGAACUGCUCAGAGGCUGUGAAGCCCAGGCGUGAAAACACUUUUAAAUGGAAGCCUUCUCUAGCUGACAUGUUUGGGUUUAAGAGCAAAUCUUUGCCUUCAUCUCCGUCAGUGCAGAAGAGUUUCGUGAACCCUUCAAAAGAUGAAUCAGAUGCUCAAGAGGAAUCUGAUUGCUCUCAGAAUACUCAGUCAAGCGUAAAGGACACCAAACCUACAAGUCGAAACCCGUUUGCUAAAGUGAAGAAAUUGGAUGACUGUACAAAAGUGGAAGAGGAGAAUGAUCGUUCAAGUAGUUUGGGGUCUCAGGGAUUCUCCUUAAGUCCAGACUCUCAGUCGGACGUGUUAACACCGGACACCUUUAGUGAGGAGUCUACAGCAAGUAUCACACCUCGACGUCAAGUGAAGGUGGGCCUAAGCAAGCGACAGAGCACUGGUUGCCAGAAAAGUCUGCUGUCCAUGUUCGCCUUCAAACCUAGGUAA
This is a messenger RNA of Homalodisca vitripennis (glassy-winged sharpshooter), 2417 nucleotides long. It is a transcript of the gene tos, whose product is annotated as exonuclease 1. The transcript is spliced from 10 exons. Gene Ontology annotation, biological process: DNA recombination; mismatch repair. Lineage: Eukaryota; Metazoa; Arthropoda; Insecta; Hemiptera; Cicadellidae. Bases 186 to 2417 code for a protein of 743 amino acids. The record is from RefSeq and is a predicted model, not a curated record. Gene Ontology annotation, molecular function: DNA binding; 5'-3' DNA exonuclease activity; metal ion binding. Gene Ontology annotation, cellular component: nucleus.